Serinus canaria (Common canary) is the source of this 2000-nucleotide messenger RNA. RefSeq names its product coiled-coil domain containing 102A (gene CCDC102A). Gene Ontology annotation, cellular component: myosin complex. The record is from RefSeq and is a predicted model, not a curated record. Lineage: Eukaryota; Metazoa; Chordata; Aves; Passeriformes; Fringillidae. The coding region runs from base 29 to 1603 and encodes 524 amino acids. The transcript is spliced from 8 exons.
GACGGCCAUGCCCUAGGGGAGCCCCGCCAUGAGCCAAAGCGGGGCCUCGCGCCUGGCCGGCUCCCCGCCGCUGCCGGGGGGGUCCCUCCUGGCCCUGCUGGCCCCCGAGCCCUCCCCGUCCCCCCCCAGCGGGACACCCUCGCCCGGGCCCCCGCCGGCGCUGCUGGAAGGGGACUGGGAAGGGCGGGAGGAGCUGCGGCUGCGGGAGCUGGAGGAGGCGCGGGCGCGGGCGGCGCAGAUGGAGAAGACGAUGCGCUGGUGGUCGGACUGCACGGCCAACUGGCGUGAGAAGUGGAGCAAGGUGCGAGCCGAGCGCAACCGGGCUCGGGAGGAGGUGCGGCAGCUGCGGCACCGGCUGGAGGCCCUCACCAAGGAGCUGGCCAGCCUGCGCCGCGACCGCGACCGCGAUGAGCGCCCGCCGCCACCGCGGCCACCGGCACAGGCACCGGCACCGGCACCGGGCGGCGCCGGCAGCCCGCCCGCCGACGGAGCAGAGGGGGACGCCGGCCCUGAGCAAGAACCCGUGCGGGAUGUGGGGGCUGAGGUGCCCCAAAAAGCCAAGGAGCUGGAGCUGAUGGAAAACAUCUUGACGAGCAAGCAGGAGGAGAGCUGGGAGCAGCGGGGCCCCCGGGCCUCCUUCAGCCGCCAGGAGCGGAGCCGCCUGCUCUGGGAGGACGUCAGCGCCGUGGAGGAGGACGCCACCAAAGUCACCGCCCUGAAGCUCAGGCUGGAUGAGUCCCAAAAAGUGCUGCUCAAGGAGAGGGAGGACAAGCUGGCGCUCAGCAAGAACAUUGAGAAGCUGGAGGGCGAGCUCAGCCAGUGGAAGAUCAAAUACGAGGAGCUCAACAAGAACAAGCAGGAGGUGAUGAAGCAGCUCAACAUCCUGAAGGAGAUUCAUCAGGACGAGCUGGGGCGCAUCUCCGAGGACCUGGAGGAUGAGCUGGGUGCUCGCUCCAGCAUGGACAAGAAACUGGCUGAACUGCGUGCAGAGAUGGAGAGGCUGCAGGCAGAGAAUGCGGCUGAGUGGGGCCGGCGAGAGCGGCUGGAGACGGAGAAGCUCAACCUGGAGCGGGAGAACAAGAAGCUGCGGGCACAGAUCGAGGACCUGGAGGAGGUGCUGGCUCGCAAACGGCGGCAGACGGCCAGUGCCCUGGACACUGACCUCAAAACCAUCCAGGCUGAGCUCUUCGAGAAGAACAAGGAGCUGGCUGACCUAAAGCACAUCCACACCAAGCUGAAGAAGCAGUACCAGGAGAAGAUGGCCGAGCUGGCCCAUGCCAACCGCCGGGUGGAGCAGCACGAGGGAGAGGUGAAGAAGCUGCGCCUGAGGGUGGAAGAGCUGAAGAAGGAGCUGGCCCAGGCUGAGGAUGAGCUGGAUGAGGCCCACAACCAGACGCGGAAGCUGCAGCGGUCGCUGGACGAGCAGACGGAGCAGAGCGAGAGCUUCCAGGUGCAGCUGGAGCAUCUGCAGUCACGGCUGCGGCGCCAGCAGAGCGCCCCGCUGUUCGGCAAGAUGCGCAGCGCCCGCUUCGGCCCCGACGACGCCGGAGACGGCACCAGCGACCCCGACGAGGAUGAGGACCUGCAGAUACAGGUGCCCUAGAGCCCAGGGCCAGUGCCACCACCGCAGGAUGUGCCACAUCAGUCCCCUGCAUUCAAGUGCGUGUCGCCACAGGGCCCAGCUGUGCAGUGAUCCUUGUAUAGAUGGGGAAACUGAGGCAUGGAGCGGUGGGGAGAAAUUUGCCCAGGGUUGCUCCAAAAUCCACUGCCUCUUGGAUAGUACUGGAUGGCCCUUCAGCCACUGGCAUCUCCUGGGACACUGAUGUGGCCACUAAAGCCAGCAUCACCGAGCAGCCCAGGAGGAGGAGGUGCAGGGCAAGAGAGGCACCAAGCUUGGCAGCCACAAACUGCCCACUUCUUUUUAUAUAUAUUAUAUAUAUGUAUGUAUUUGUAUAUGAUUUUUUAUUAUAAAUACAGAGCCCAGAUGGGCCCAGGCUCUG